GGCAAAUGGUUCAAGCAAUUAUUAGCAGCAAAGUUAGAGCCGCUGACAACACAGCAUCUCUUUGUUAUAUCAUUUCACUUUCUCUCUCUUAAUCAUCAUCAUCCUCAUGAUAGUCAUCUCCAUUCAUUUCUCUCGCUGUCUCUCUCUACAUUUAUCUCUCCCUCCUCCCCCAGACCCAUCCUCUCUUUCUUUAUUUCUUUUUCACUGUCAGUUUUACAGAGCAGGCAGAGCGGGGUACCGCGCAGUUGAUGAUGAUGAUUAUCCUCUCUUUACUGAUUGCUUUUUCUUAGUUUUUUCAAAACUAUAUAUAAAAUAAAUUAUUAUUAUUAUUUUUUUUUUUUCUUUCAACAAGUAAACAAAGGAAUAAAAAUCAAAUCUGAAGAGGAACACUAACUCGCGGAGAGGGAAAUUUAAGCUACUUGUUAGAUUUCUGAGGAAGAAAAAGAAGAAGAAAAUUAAGGAGACAGAGAGUUGCAGCUGCCAGUCAUAUAGCGAAGCGGAGGGGGGCUUUGAUAUAGAAAUCAUCAAGAAAGUAAAAAAAAUAUUAAUAAAUAAAAAAUGCAGGAAGGAGAAGCGGUAGGAGGAGAGCAGGGGCAGCAGCUAAUAGAAGAGGCGUCACCAAUCAGUAGCAGGCCUCCGGCGUCGGCAAGUGUGAAUUUGGAUGAGUUUAUGGGUCUGUCAGAUGGAGGAGGCGGUGGCGCUGGAGGUGGAGGUGGAGGUGGGAGCAGCGGGAACAGAUGGCCUCGUCAAGAAACUUUGGCCCUUCUCAAGAUUAGGUCCGACAUGGAUGCCUCCUUCCGUGAUGCCACCCUUAAGGGUCCCCUCUGGGAAGAUGUCUCCAGAAAGCUAGCAGAGUUGGGUUACAAACGGAGUGCCAAGAAAUGCAAGGAAAAAUUUGAAAACGUGCAUAAGUACUAUAAACGAACCAAAGAAGGCCGAGCUGGUCGUCAAGAUGGCAAAAGCUACAAGUUUUUCACUCAGCUGGAGGCUCUCCAUAGUGCGACAACCCAAACUGCCAACCAAUUCGUUGCUGCUGUCAACCCCAUGCCCAUUUCAUCCUUUAGAGUCUCCCCUUCUCUUUCGACCACCCCCUCCAAACUUCCUUCAGCGUCCACUAGUAUGCCCAUGAUUCCUCCUCUGGAUAUGACCAAACCAGCCACCCAUGCAAAUAUGACUGCGUCCACAGCAGGCAUAUUCCCCACCGGUGUUACUAGCUUCUCGUCCAACAGCUCGUCCUCUUCACCGAGUUCCCAGGAUGACGAUGACAACGAGGAUGAUGACUUGGAAGGAGAGCCAUCCAACAUCAGCCGCAAACGUAAAAGGGAGUCUUGGAAAGAGAGCUCUCAUAGGAUGAUGGAAUUUUUUGAAAACUUAAUGAAACAGGUGAUGCAGAAACAAGAGGCCAUGCAGCAAAAGUUCCUGGAGAUAAUUGAGAAGAGAGAAGAGGAUCGGAUGAUAAGGGAAGAAGCUUGGAAGCGGCAAGAGAUGACUAGGCUGAGCCGCGAGCACGAACUGAUGGCUCAAGAGCGUGCCAUAUCUGCUUCCAGGGAUGCUGCCAUUAUUUCUUUUCUACAAAAAAUUACAGGUCAGAUUAUCCAACUACCUCCACCAGUAGGAAAUAAUAUUCAUCAUCCUGCACCUCCUGCUUCUGCACCACCACCACCACCACCAGCAGUACCGUCACUGACUCAGCAGCAGCAGCAGCAAGAUAAACAAAAACAUAAAGAUCAAUCUCAAUGCACUCAGCAACAACAACAACAACCAUCUGCCUAUACGGAUCAGAUAGCUGUGGCUGUUAAUGCAGAACAACAUGCAACACCACAAUUGGAGUUCACCGGUGGAUCCAGAAUCAAUACUACUACUACUACUUUGGAAGCUACCUCCUCCUCGAGAUGGCCCAAGGCAGAAGUUGUUGCCCUAAUAAACUUAAGGGGUGGACUUGAAUCCAGGUAUCAAGAGGUAGGGCCCAAGGGCCCUCUUUGGGAAGAAAUUUCCUCCGGCAUGCAGCGGAUGGGCUACAAGAGGAGUGCCAAGAGAUGUAAAGAGAAAUGGGAGAACAUCAACAAGUACUUUAAGAAGAUCAAGGAAAGUAACAAGAAACGGCCCGACGAUUCAAAAACCUGCCCUUACUUUCAUCAACUUGAUGCCUUGCACCUGAAAAAGGUGAACAUCAUUGGUAGUUCAAGUGCCCACGCCGGCGAGCAACGUUCCAUUUCAGCUGCUAAACAGUCCCAAGACAAGGGUGAUGCGGAAACUAGUAUGGCGGCACCAAAUCAACAACCAGAGCUAGUUAGAGAAUCAGAAAACAAAACCGCAGCAACUACAGAUCGUGUGGAGAUCACAAGCAGUUUAGGCUUGCCAUCGAGCUUUUUCGGGGAGGGAACGGUAGUCCAAGGGGCUUCUGAGAAGCCAGAAGACAUUGUGAAGGAGUUGGUGGAACAACAAGAGAAUCAUCGACAACAACCUCCGGUAAAACAACAAUUAAUAGUAGAUGAUUAUGAUCAGAUUGAGGAGCCUGAUAGCGAAGAUAUUGAGCAAGAAGAUGAAGACGAGGACGAAGAUGACAAUGAGGAAUUAGAAGAUCAUGGGAAGAAAAUGGCUUAUAAGAUCGAAUUAAUCCAGAGACAGAAAGCAACUGGCACAUCAGCUACGGGAGGCGGAAAUGGGGCACCCUCUUUCUUGGCCAUGGUUCAAUAAUACCCAGCAAGCUAGGUAGCUAGCUGCUCAUGGGAUGCUCAGUUCAGUUGGUGUCUGGCUCGAUCUUCCUCCACGUAAUGUACCAUAUCAUGUAUCCAUGUAAUCUGCCCUAAGUUUAAAACUUCAUAACGUGCAUUCUUCCUUUCAUUCCUUUUCUCCUUGACCCCCUUUUCAAAAUUUUUUACACUCCCCUUCCUCAUUAAUCAUCAUCACCAUUUUCGUUAUCAUCAUCGUCAUUAGCUUCUCCUUCAUUGACCUUAUCCGCGCGAUUUUUACUUAGCUCUGAGACGGAAAACCUUUGGUUGGACAUAUGUCUGUCAAUUAUAUCACUUCUUUCUUAUUUGUUGAUUUAUUGGUGAAUAAAGACCCGUUUAAAGGCCAAACGGAAGGGAUUGAAUUAAGAGAGAGAAAUAAAAGCUUGCUCUAAAGCAUCCGUAGCACAUUAUCAUAUUCUUUUGAGUGCUGAGGUACAGGAGAAAAGAAACAAGCCCGGAAGAAGAUAAAGUGAGUUUUCAGAAGCAGGUUAUUCAUUUUUUUUUAUUUUUUUUCCCCUUUCCUUUUGUUUUCCUGCUCAAGCUUUCAGUUACUUUGUUAGUUUUCUUUUUCUUUUUCUUUUUUUUUUUCUUUUUUUUUACUACAUUACUCGUUUGGCAUAAAAAAUGAAAGAAUUUGGGCUCAGGCUCAAAAAUUUCAACUUGAUCUGGAGUUGAAAAUGUUAUAUUACUUGUUUAAUUUC
Molecule: messenger RNA, 3433 nt
Organism: Ziziphus jujuba (common jujube)
Lineage: Eukaryota; Viridiplantae; Streptophyta; Magnoliopsida; Rosales; Rhamnaceae
Product: trihelix transcription factor GTL1
Exons: 4
Coding region: 559-2697 (712 amino acids)
Source: RefSeq, a predicted model, not a curated record